Molecule: messenger RNA, 1676 nt
Organism: Durio zibethinus
Lineage: Eukaryota; Viridiplantae; Streptophyta; Magnoliopsida; Malvales; Malvaceae
Source: RefSeq, a predicted model, not a curated record
GUUGCUUGAAAAGGUUCUUUUUCAUUAACCAACUCCUUGAUGCAAAGCACGCGGUUUAAGUUAUUUGAAUCUUGAUUGAACUUCAACUUUUCUUGAUUACAUAAUGAUUUUAAUUCCUUUAUAAAGACUUCAAACAAGUGGACACACUCAAGAUUUUUCCUCCACCCCAAAGUACAAUCUUUUCAGUCUCCGGAUAUUUCACAAGUAGACAAUCGGAAACUUACUACACACGUAAUAAAAGUUGUUUGAAUUACCAUUCUCCCACAUAAUGAAUCCAACAUGAAACAAGCAUGUCGAAGGUGGACUCCGGUGGAUAUGGUUACCUUAGAAACUGGGCUCAUACUUGUGAUACAUGUCAGGCAGCGGCCUGCACACUCUAUUGCCACACUGACUCCGCUUACCUCUGUGAUGACUGCGAUAAGCGUAUCCAUGUUGCCAAUCCUAUGGCCCUGUCACACCAGCGUGCGUGGAUUUGCACUGCCUGCAAGAAUGCUGCAGCAGCUGUCACCUGCAGUGCUGAUGCAGCAUCACUUUGCAUCAAUUGUGAUAUUCAAAUACACUCAGUCAAUCCUCUGGCUCGUCGCCAUAGCAGGGUCCCUAUUCCUCCACUCCCUGGUCUAGUAUGUUCAUCCACAAGUGCUCACCUGGAUGAUCAGCUGCCAGGACCUAUGUUUGACACAGAAAAUGAAAUUGCAGCCCCUACAGUAUUGAAUGAGGAAAUUGAUGAAGAUGAAACAGAUCCUUGGUUACUGCUUGGGCCUGAUGGCACUGACAACCAGACCAUGAGUGGAUUUACCUAUAGUGAGCAACUUGAUGAGUACAUGGACGUUGUGGAUACAUGUACCGAGCAUCAGUUCCAAGAACAGUGCAGUGAUCAGCAGCAACUUCUCUUUGUUAAUUAUCCAGACGAUAGCGGAAGUGAUAGUGUUGUUCCAGUUCAAAUUUUUGAGGCAAAGAAGCCACCACAGCAAGAAGAGAAACUAAUGCAGCAGCAGCAAACACACCAGCAGUUACAGAGUAUUUACUUCAAUACAGAACAUAGGGGAUCAAAAACCAAAUUCACUAAUACCCCUUCAAGUAGUCUGAGUUUUGUUUGUUUCUUUGUUCCACUGGGAAAUGAUUUUACCUUUACUCACAGUUCAUUAAAUGUUCUUCUUGUUGUAACUGUUGUUGUUGGGCCUUUUCUGAAGUUCUCAGAAUGCAAGACGGUGUCAGAAUUCAGGAUCACAAUAGCUUCUGACUGCUUUUCUAUUUUUACUCCAUCUGCUUCUAGGCUUGAUAAUGUUCUCCCAUAUAAUUUGCUGACACCAUUUUUUCACUAUCAGGUCCCCAUGCUGCUCGCUACUGCUGGCAUUUUACCAAAUGCAACAAGCAACAUUCCAAAUUCAUACACUAGAUUUCCAACAGGGACAAGUGAUCUCUUUCCAGAUCCCUUGCUUCUGAUGCCACUCCAAUUGACACCAGUGAACAGGGAAGAAAAGGUCCUACGAUACAGAGAGAAGAGGAAGGCAAGAAAGUUUGAGAAGAAAAUAAGAUAUGCCUCCAGGAAAGCCUACGCAGAGACUCGACCUCGAGUCAAGGGCAGAUUUGCAAGGAAAACAGCUAUGGAAAUUGAGGGUGAUCAGCUGUUCUCAAAGGAAGACUAUGGCUAUGUGCCUUAUAGUCUUUCCAUGUAG